Messenger RNA from Sclerotinia trifoliorum, 1473 nucleotides. Lineage: Eukaryota; Fungi; Ascomycota; Leotiomycetes; Helotiales; Sclerotiniaceae. The record is from the annotation of a GenBank genome assembly.
UGAUAUGAACCUUGGUUUGUCGUACCCGAGUAAAGCAUAGAGAGUCUAUGUGUGCUAUUGGUCAUGAGCAUUAUCAACCAUGCUCAUCUCCGCUACUUGGUUGUGUGAGCAAUGUAUGAAACUUUGGAAGUGAAGGGAGGUGCAAAGGUUUAUACUUGAACCUUACAAUUUCGAAGGUUCUUUCCAAGUGGAACCAAUUGCUCUUUCUACAUUGGAUUCUCAUGCACACUGUAUGAGGUAGAUAUAAUUCUUCUUCAAAUGAAACACAUUCACCGUUGUUGUCAAUACCCAGUUCCUACACACUCACUUCAAUGUGAUUGGUGUCAUCGGAAGUUGACUGGCUUAUUUUUUUCUCUUCAUUCAUUACUAUUUUGAGCUUUUACUUAGAUCCAUCAACAAAUUAUAAUACCAAUACUCGUCUCGUUCAACAUGCUGCAAGUAUUUUCAUACUGGGUAAUAAUCCUUUAUCAAACCUCAAACUUCCGCACUGUCUGACAACAACUAGAUGAUUCCCACGGCCUCAGCCAUCAUCUGGUUCACUACACUCACUGCUCUGCUUGGUGCCUUUAUCGUCUUCCCACCUCGCGAUCCCCUCGACCCCGCUUCAUUAGCCAAACCACCUUAUCCAUCAAUGGCUUCCAGACUCCAUACGGUCCCAUAUGUAUCCGAUAUUGGAGCAACCAAAGAGAUGCAACCACUGUUUGUACUUGGUUCUGUUCUUACUACUUUCUUACUCGCGGCCUGUUUUAUUUCAGAAAGGGCACUGCGUCAUAGAGGUCGCCUUGCAAGAAAUACCGAUAAUACGGAAAGAGUAGUGGCUUAUCUCAGUAUCCUGUCGGCUGUAAUGGGAUCAUUGGGCUUGAUACUCCUGAGCAUAUUUGAUGUUUGGAGAUAUAGGAGUGUGCAUAACACAAUGGUUGUAUUCUUUAUUGCUGGAUACGCUAUUAGUGCAUUUUUCCAAUUUUGGGAGCAUUAUCGAAUGGGGCGUAGUAUGGCUCCCUUUUUCUUACUCUAUUCACAUUGUCUGACAUGGACAGAAUAUCGGGACACGCAUGCGAACCUAAUGAUAUCAGCCUAUACGAAGCUCGUUUUCAUUAUUAUUGAGAGUGUCCUUGGUGUAGCAUAUUGGUAUGUCUUCAUGGCAAAGAAUUGGGAUGCGGGUGCUGCUAUCGAAUGGGCUGUCUCCUACAUUUUUUGUUUUUACAUUCUCUCAUAUCUUUUUGACUUUCUCCCGGCAUUGACUACGAAAGAAAAGGACCGUAGGUUUGGAGUUUAUACGGAAGAUUGCAUGGUUCAGAUUAAUGGGAACAGGGAACGGGCCGUUGUACAGGAGGUUAGGGGAGUGGCACCUGGAUGAGGCAGAACGAGUUUUGAGACUACGAGGGUUUUUGUUAUCUUAUACUUUAUACUCGGUCACAAUCCGUUGCAUUAGCCAACAAGAUUCCAAAAAUGCCAAGUAUUUUGACAGCAAAC